Seminavis robusta is the source of this 351-nucleotide messenger RNA. NCBI's taxonomy places the organism in Eukaryota, Bacillariophyta, Bacillariophyceae, Naviculales, Naviculaceae. The record is from the annotation of a GenBank genome assembly.
AUGAAUACUGUCACUCCUACCGCUACUAAUACAAAAACUAAUGAUGAAGGUACUGGCAAGUCUCCUCUUCUGUUUGUGGAUGAUUUGGUUUGGAGUGACGAGAUUCUACCCUUUGUGGGUGUUGAACAGUACGCUUUUGUAGGAGUGGUCAGCAAGAAGAUCAACAAGGCAUACAAAGACUACUGCAAAAUUGAACUCCAGAAAAAUCCAAGGAAGGUAAAAGAUAACCCAGCACGGCAUUCACCCAGUCGCUCUUUGGAAAUCAAGGACACUCUUUACAGCGAAACGUUCUUUAACCAGCAACGUGCAGAACUCUGGCUCAAGGGCAAAUCCAGCAGCAAAACACUCUGA